Eriocheir sinensis (Chinese mitten crab) is the source of this 2605-nucleotide messenger RNA. Its product is annotated as ribonuclease H2 subunit C-like. The transcript is spliced from 4 exons. Bases 34 to 447 code for a protein of 137 amino acids. NCBI's taxonomy places the organism in Eukaryota, Metazoa, Arthropoda, Malacostraca, Decapoda, Varunidae. Gene Ontology annotation, biological process: RNA catabolic process. Gene Ontology annotation, cellular component: ribonuclease H2 complex. The record is from RefSeq and is a predicted model, not a curated record.
GCUGCCGCGCGCCCUUGGCCACUCGGCGGGAGGAUGGCGGUGAAUAUGGACCUCAGCUCCAAGGCCCUAGCGACGCCCAAGGACGCCUCCCACGUCCACUACGUCCCCUGCAGCAGUGAGUACAACGGCGACGCGGAGGUGGACAAGUACUUCAAGCUGACUGUGAGCGAGGGAGACGGCGAGGAGGAGAAGGGGCUUGAUGGCCGGCUGCGUGGGUUCCCUCUCAAGGGCAGCGAGAUCAAGGUGCCGGAGGGGUACACCGGGGUAGUGCUGAAGGAUGCCCAGGCCGUCGGGGAGGGCGAGGGGCGCCGCAUGGUGAGGGGCGUGGCGCGCUUUGACACCUUCACCUACUGGAACUGGGACCGGCAGCCGUCGCGCUCGGACAAGUAUCAACAAGCGCUGGACUGGCUGGAGGUGGCGAGCGUGAUCCAUGGGACCAAGGAUUGAUUGCCAUAAGUUCUGCAUAAGAUAAUAAGAUGACAACUUCAAGUAAGCCACAAUCUCUCACAUCAGGAGGGAAUGACUGAUAUACUGGUGAGGAAAGACCCUGCUUAGCCAUAACCAGAUAGUGGAUUCAGCAGGGCACCAGCUGGUCCCAAGGCCUCCAUCACAAUGGCAGGGACACAAGGAGAAUGCUGUGGGGUAGAAGUCCAACCCUGUGAUCUGCACAGGGAUUGCAGACUCAACAGCCUCACCUGGACUGCACACAACAUGCUCUUAUUAUUACACAAGUAUCAUAGCCUCCAUGGUGCAGUGGUUAGCAUGGGUACUAAGCAUAAUUCUGCAGGCUUGGGUUUAAAUCCCAGCCUGGACAGUCUGCACGCAGCUCAUCCUGCUGUUCAUCCACCCUUUUAGGCUGGGUAAUAAUGUAUAUUUGUGGAAAGUCAAGCAAGGUAACUUGGAAGUUGCAUUUGCCGUGUCCUGACGUAAUAGGUUCUCACCCAUGACAGGCUGAAGGGUUAAGGGGAUAGAGAUGAACAUUGUGGCCACAUUCAGCUAAACUGUAUGCCCCUAACUUUACAUUUACAGGCUCUAAGAUAAAAUCCAAACUAGUCAGUAUAUGUAAACUGCCCCCUCUCUCUUGACUGAAUGGCUUCACAGCAAAGAGCUUGGCUUGUGUCUGUAAAGAUAACAUUUCAUGUUCCAAUCAUGGUCAUUCCUUAGUGAUACAGAUGACAACCAACCCAAAUAGAGGCGAAGUUGAAUAAGUGGGAUACUACUAAUCUUGUCUAAUGGAUUCCAUUUUUUACAAAUGCCAGAUGUGGGAAAUCACUAAGACUCGACUUCUGCAGUAGCAUAUAGUUAGGUGAUUUAUAGUAAAGUUGGGGCAUAUGCUACAACUGCACGAGGCCUCGAUGCUUAUCUCCUUUGCAUUGGUCCUUGAGUCUGUGGUGAGAAGAACCCAUUGCCCGUGUUACCACAGUUUACCUUCCCCAGGCAGACACGGAUCCAGGAAAAAAGUUUUUUGGGGGCUGAAUGCCAGGAUUUUUGCAGGUGGAAGCGGCAUUAGCAUUACCAGUUAUCCAUUCUCGGCAGUCCUGCUCCUGAAUAACUGGUGGACUGACCUGAAUCAAUGGGCAUAACAUCCUGGACUUGGUGCCAAAGCAUUCCUGGGUGGCCAGUGUUCUUCGGAUCUGAAUGAGUCGGCCGAUUCCUCUGAGAAAAAGAAUUGUUAUAGCCACAGCGCACUUUUGAGCUGGUUUUCCUGUAUCUGCUCAGGACCAUGGGGUCCCCCACCCCCCCUGGAUCUGCCAAUGUCCCCAAGUAUCCAUCUAUUAGCCUGCCAGAAAGGGAGGAUGAACAGAUAGGUAAACUGCAUACCGACUACCAAGGCCAUGAUACAGAUGCAGUCCUGCAAAUUUGUAGCUGGGCGUGGUAACCACACCACCAUUACUUGUCAUGCUGGAAUUCAAUACACCACCUAAUCUUUUUGUUUGUGUGCUAACUCAUUAUGACAGCAGUUACAUAUCCCAGCUCUUAGCCAUCAAACACCAGCACUUUCCUUUCAUCUUUUUCUUGUUAGUUCUUUUUUCUCCUCUUCCUCUCUCUUCUUUUGUCUAUCUCUACUUUCCAAGCUCUUCUCUUUCCCUUUACCAUAAUCCUCCAAGCCACGUCUCCCUACCUUCCAACCAUAUCACUACAUUUUCCAUAUUUAGAGCCACACUAUGGUACCUAUAUUUAAUGGGACAUGUACACCCAGAUGCUGUUGUGUGGUUUAUAGCUAACCUCAUCCCCUUGUAAUACAGUUCAUUUUAUAUUUCUUUGCAGUAAUGAGUAGAAUUUAUUUUUAUUUGGGUGGGCUUAGUUAACUAGUUAUUGAUGAUCUAUUAAACACUUUAGCAACUGUGAUCAUGUGUUGUGCUGCUGCUUCACACAGGGCUGUGCUAAACCCUCACGCUGGUCAGAACUUCUUUGAGUGGUCAGAACUUCUUUGAGGAUGCAUCAAUGUAAAAAACAGUUUUGGGAAUUGUCUUAUUUUGGGAAAUCCAAGAAUAUUAGUUCCAAAUUUGUAUGCACCCUUAACAUUGUAUAUGUAAAUCAAAAUGACCUCUUAGAGGCUUGUACUUCUACACAAGGAAAAGGGCAACACAUCCAUUCUCAGUGA